Amaranthus tricolor (Joseph's coat) is the source of this 2442-nucleotide messenger RNA. RefSeq names its product protein FAR1-RELATED SEQUENCE 5-like. Gene Ontology annotation, biological process: regulation of DNA-templated transcription. Gene Ontology annotation, molecular function: zinc ion binding. NCBI's taxonomy places the organism in Eukaryota, Viridiplantae, Streptophyta, Magnoliopsida, Caryophyllales, Amaranthaceae. The transcript is spliced from 6 exons. The record is from RefSeq and is a predicted model, not a curated record. Bases 1 to 2442 code for a protein of 813 amino acids.
AUGCAGAUUCAAACGAAAAUUCUUGAAGAUAGAACGGGACGAAAAUGUCGAGAAAGUAAAGCAGGAGAGAGAAAAAAAAAGAUUCUUUAUAUAUUGAACCGAUUAAUCAAUAUAAAACUGGAUGAAAUUGAAGAAUUUAGCGGCUCAACAGAACAUAUGGAAUACUUACUAAAUGUGACAUUUACAACCACUACUAACCUUGGUGAUGCAAAUUCUUCAAGUGAACUCAUGGUUGCAUUGCAAGAUAAUAAUGAUAAGGCUGGAACAUCUUUAACUAAGCAUAUGGAACCCUUACAAACUGUGACUUUUACAACCACUUCUAACCUUUGUGAUAAUGCAAAUUCUUCAAGUCAACUCAUGGUUGCAGUGCAAGAUAAUAAUGAUAAGGCUGGAACAUCUUUAACUGAGCAUAUGAAACCCUUGCAAACUGUGAUUUUAACACCCACUUCUUUAAGUGAACAUUUAUAUGGCACACCUACUCAUAACCUUAAUCGUAAACAGUUCAUCCCUCAUUGUGAGAAAAAUCUGAUACCAGUAUUGCAUAUGACUUUUGAAUCAUUAGAAGAAGGGGUGAAAUUUUAUGAAACAUAUGCUAAGGCUUGUGGUUUUGACAUUAGAUCAGGGACUAAGAAAGUCUAUAAAGGUGUUGUUACAUCUAAAUACUAUUUGUGUAAUAAACAAGGGAUGAGGGAACAAAAAUUAGGUGCAUUAAGAAGAAGGCUUGUAACUCGUGAAGAUUGUUAUGCUAAAAUUGUUUUUCAAAGGACCAAAGAGGGUAAAUAUUGGGUUUUUAAGUUUAUUGAAGCACAUAGCCACAUUCUUGCCUCACCUAUUUCUAGGCAACAUUUAAAAGGGUCAUCUAGUUUAAAUAGUGGACAAAAAAGAUACAUUAUGAACAAUUUGAACUUGAAUAAAGGUCCAACAAGUUCAUAUAGGAUGUGGAAAGAACAAGUAGGAAGUUAUUUGAAAGUUGAUGAUACUAAAUCUCUAUCGAAGGCAAUUUGGGCUGAUGGUAUUAGUAGGAGAAACUAUUCAUUAUUUGGUGAUUCGAUAUCUGUGGAUGCUACUUAUGGUACUAACAAGUAUAAUCAAAUUUUUGUUCCAUUCACGGGUGUUGACCAUCACAAAAAAUGUGUUACUUUUGCUGUCGGUCUUAUUAGUAGGGAAGAUGUAUCUUCUUAUACUUGGUUAUUUGAAUCUUUUUUGAGGGCAAUGAAUGGAAAACAACCAGAUUCCAUUAUAAUAGACCAAGAUCCGGCCAUAAAAAUUGCUCUACCCAAUGUUUUUGACAAGUUUGUUCAUAAAUUCUGUUGUUGGCAUAUAAUGAAGAAACUAACUGAUAAAGUUUCUAUUGAGUUACGUAAUGAUGAUGAGUUUUUAAGAAGAAUUAAUAGACUUGUAUAUAAUAGGGAUAAUGAGCCCCAUGAAUUUGAAGAUCAGUGGUCAAAAAUGAUGUCGGAUUAUGAGCAUGCUAAUUUAAGAAAUAAUGACUGGUUGAAUAGUAUGUAUGAUAUUAGAGAAAUGUGGGUGCCCGCAUAUUUUAGAGAUCUUUAUAUGGGUGGUUUGUUUAGAACAACAUCUAGGUCGGAAAGUGAGAACAAUUUUUUCAAUUACUUUGUGAACAAAUUUCUUACAUUAGUUGAACUCCAAAUGAGGUUUCAAAGUGCAAUGGAUGUUCAACGUUAUAUGAUGCAAACACUAGAUAAUAAAUGCAAGUUAUAUUCUGCACCUUUGAAGACUCGUAUCCCUCUUGAAAAACAUGCUUCUAGUGUCUACACAGAUGUUGUUUUUAAGGAUUUUCAAGAACAAAUUCUUAGCGCACGCGAUGAGUGUGGUUUUGAAAAGAAUUUCGUUAGAGAUGGCAAGGAUGUGUAUCGUGUGGUACAUUUCAACACUGGGACAAUUUUUGAAGUUGUGUAUGAUGCACAAACAUUGUAUGUUGAUUGUUGUUGUAAGUUAUUCAAAAGAGUAGGAGUCUUAUGUAAGCAUGUAUUAUGGGUUUUGCAUGCAAAAGGCGUUAAAUAUAUACCAGAACCUUACAUAUUGAAAAGGUGGUCAAAAGAUGCUAGUAAAACACCUGUCUAUGAUAUUGAUGGCACAUUAUUGGAUGGUAAUAAUGCUAUGGAAUCUAGAAAAGGGGUUUUAGGAGAUGUUUGGAAUGAGGUACAUCGAUGCAUUAGUUUGGCAGAAGAUGAUGAGGAUGAUUUGGUUGAACUUUUGCACAAAAUGAAGUUGUAUUCAGCUGAACUUUUAGCAAAAAAGAAUCGUGGGCUUGAGAAGACAAAACGUCAAGAGUUAGAAAAGUUUUUGGGUUUUGAAGCUCCUAAAACAAUUACAAUUCAAAACCCUAAACAAUCUUCAAACAAAGGCAAGAGGAAAGAAAAAGAUCCAAAACAAAAGGAUACUGAAGAUGAAGAAGAGCAAAGGAUGACCAAGCAAUGA